ACAUACUUCUUUUUAAGCAGAGGCGCGGGUUCAAUUCCCGCCUGUAGCCCUGGGUGUUCUUUCAUUACUAUGUAAUGUACAUCUUUCAUGUGUAUUUUCCCGGAAAUAAAAUAUGGAAAAAGUUGUGGAUUAUUAGAGAUAUGAAUGCAGUUUAACAAUGAAUGUGUUGAAACUCAGAAGCUCACUUUUCAUUUACAAGAGCCAAAUUUCCCCAAUAGUACCACUUUGCAAUCACUUAAAAUACUUUUCAAGUUACCUUGGAAACUGGACUCCCCCUGUAGGAUCUGAGACUGGCUUAAAAGUUUACAACACUGCUGUCAGUAAAAAAGUACCUUUGGUUUUAAGAAGAAAAGGUGUUGCAACAUGGUACAUGUGUGGGCCCACUGUCUAUGAUGAUUCUCACAUUGGUCAUGCUUGCUCCUACGUCAAGUUUGACAUUAUUCGAAGAAUCAUGGAAAAAGUCUUCAAUAUCAAUGUUUUAUUGCUGAUAGGUGUAACCGAUAUUGAUGAUAAAAUAAUUAAAAAAGCUCAGCAGCAAAAUCGCCCCAUCUUCGAAAUAUCUAAAAGGUAUGAGGUGGAAUAUUUUGAUGAUAUGAAGAUGAUGGGAGUCCUACCCCCAACGCGUAUUUCUCGAGUUUCUGAAAGCAUCCCAUUAAUUAUCUCCUUUUGUGCAGAACUAAUCAAGAAUGGUUAUGCUUAUGUUACUAAACAAGGUAGUGUGUAUUUUGUGGUGAGUAAAGGCAUAUCAUCUGACUUAGCCCAAGAGAUGCCUGCAGAAGUGGAAGCAACGAUAGAUCCUGAAAAGAAAGAUCCUCGCGAUUUCGCUCUUUGGAAGGCUGCUAAACCUGGUGAGCCAUUCUGGUCAUCCCCGUGGGGGGAAGGCAGACCAGGGUGGCAUAUUGAAUGCUCUGCCAUGGCCAGCCACAUUUUUGGGUCUCAGUUGGAUAUUCAUUCUGGAGGUUCUGAUCUGUUGUUCCCUCAUCAUUGCAACGAGAAGUCACAGUCUGAAGCCUACCAUGGAUGCAGUCAGUGGGUCAACUACUGGUUGCAUGCAGGGCUUCUUCAAUUACAAGAGGAUACAAAAAUGUCUAAAUCUGUUGGAAACACAAUAACUGUGAAGGAAUUUUUAAGAGAAAAUUCUGCAAAUGAUUUUCGAAUUUUGUGUUUGCAGUCACUUUAUCGUAAAAAUAUUAUCUACAAUACAGAGCUGUUAUCUGGAGCUCAAGCCUUGCACAAAAAGUUUCACACCUUUAUUAAUGAAUCUGAAUUGUAUAUAAAAGGAGAAUUAGGCUUUGUGUCAUUUGAUGGUAGUGAGAUACUGCAAAAACUGUCAAGCACAAAGGAAAAGAUCAUAUCUUUACUUGCUAAUGAUUUCAACAGCAGUCAAGCCCUUCUUUGCUUAACUGACUUGAUUGACGAAGUCAACAAGUGCCUUCAAGUUUCUGCUGACGCUAAGGCAAACAAUGUGGAUGGUCUCGUAGCAGUCGCUGCUUGCAUGAAUUAUGUGGAUUCAAUUCUGGAGAUACUUGGAGUCACGGUGAUCUGUAAAAAGAGGUUGCCUUUGAGUGUUGUUCAUGUCAUUGAUGAAGCUGUGAAAUUCAGAAACCAAAUUAGAUUAUUAGCUCUGCAUCCCAUAACAUUAGCUCCCGAACAGACACAAACAUGUUCUGAGUAUCUUGAAUGCAUUUAUAACUCAUCCACAAAUAAAAUGAAAAUUAUUUCUGAAAUAUGUUCAGAAAAAGCUAUUACCGAAACGGAGAAAAUCCUUGGAAUUUAUCGUCUUAUUUCCCAAGCAGUUGAUAUUCUUUAUGAUAAAACUUCAAUUUUCAUGAAGAUGGAACAAAUGAAUGAUUUUUAUCUGAUGAAAAAAGAGAAAAUGUCAAAAGAGGAUAGGAAAAAAAUGUCUCCUCUUCUUACUCUCUGUGAUGAAUUUAGAUCUUCUGUACAAGAGUUGGGGAUAGGUAUAAAGGAUCGAAGUGAUGCAUCCUCGUGGAUUCCACUUGUAAAUUACAAAAGCCAUAUGUAGUUACUCAAUAAAAUACCCAUUGAAAGAGUGUUUAAGUACAUUACUUAUGUAUAUAAACUCCGAUAUAAUGCCACUAUCGGAUCCGAUUCUAUGGUGGCGCUGUAUUAAGUUUGGCGGUUCAUCGAAUUUUACACAAAAAUGUAGAAUAGUAUUAUUAAGAAACAUGAUGAAAUAAAGCAUGUUCUU
Molecule: messenger RNA, 2212 nt
Organism: Uloborus diversus
Lineage: Eukaryota; Metazoa; Arthropoda; Arachnida; Araneae; Uloboridae
Gene: CysRS-m
Product: probable cysteine--tRNA ligase, mitochondrial
Exons: 15
Coding region: 158-2026 (622 amino acids)
Biological process (GO): cysteinyl-tRNA aminoacylation
Cellular component (GO): cytoplasm
Molecular function (GO): ATP binding; cysteine-tRNA ligase activity
Source: RefSeq, a predicted model, not a curated record